AUGGGCCCCCAAGAACCCAGGACGACGUCCACGCUCCAUCUAUAUAUAUACAUCCCCCCCCCGAUAUUCUCAUACACACACUAUCGCAUUUCCAUUUUCUCUAUAACCCCCAAGUUUCUCCUCUGCACAUUUACCCCCACCCAAAAAUGUGCCCAACCGGAACUUCAUUCCAAACCGUGUCCACAUCCAAUUUACGCUCCGCAUUCCAAGUCCUGGACGUCGAUGGCGAUGGAAAAAUCAGCUACGACGACCUACGGGCCUUCUACGGGGGAUUUUCGGGCCCGGAGACGUCUUCGGAGGACGUAAUUGGGUCUAUGAUAUCGGUGGCGGAUUCGAACAAGAAUGGGUACGUGGAAUAUGAAGAAUUUGAGAAGGUUUUGAAUGGUAGGAAGAAGAAUGGGAAGAUUGGUGUGAUGGAGGACGCGUUUCGGGUUAUGGACAAAGAUGGGGACGGAAAGGUAGGCCAUGAGGACUUGAAGAGUUAUUUGAAUUGGGCUGGAUUUGAGGCCUGUGAUGAGGAUGUGAAGGCCAUGAUCAGAUUGGGCGGUGGGGAUGAAAAUGGAGGUGUUACUUUUGAGGGUCUGCUCAAGAUUUUGGCCGUUUGAUUUUCACUUCUCAUGGAUGAUGAUGAUGAUGAUAAACUAGGAAGAUUUCUUCUUUUUCCCUUUUGCUUUGUAGUAUUCAUUCUCGGUCGGUGUGCUAGAAAAUUCGAAAUAGCAGUGUACUGUCAUUUGCUGGAACUUUUGUCUGCAUACUCGACCUCUUUUUCUUUUUUGUUUAAAAAUUGUUGAACAAUGUUUCGUGGCUUGAUUUGGGGGCCUGAGAACCCAAAGAACAUUUCUCUGAAAA
Sesamum indicum (sesame) is the source of this 849-nucleotide messenger RNA. RefSeq names its product Ca2+-binding protein 1. Gene Ontology annotation, molecular function: calcium ion binding. The record is from RefSeq and is a predicted model, not a curated record. NCBI's taxonomy places the organism in Eukaryota, Viridiplantae, Streptophyta, Magnoliopsida, Lamiales, Pedaliaceae.